AUUUUCUCCUAACAUGGCGUCCGUCUGUUGAUUAUUUAUGAAAAGAGCUCUUUCAAUAUAAAUAUAGUGUAGAUCUAAUAGCUUUAUAGUUUCUCGAUCUAAUUUUAAAGAUUAAACAAUAUAAUCUUUUAAAAAUUUAAGUAAAGCACCUGACUUAUCAAGAUGACAACAGCUGCUAGACCAACAUGGGAUACAGCCAAAGGAGGCCGUGGUAAAGGAGAGGGUGAUCUUAGUGUUCUCUCAAAACAAUAUUCAAGUAGAGAUCUUCCAUCCCACACCAAAUCAAAAUACAGACAAGAAGGUCAAGGCACACAAGAAGAACUUAGAAAUCGUGACUUUCGUCGUGAAUUAGAGGAAAGAGAAAGAUCUUCACGGGAGAAGCGGGACAGAGGAAGAGAUUCUGGUAGCAGCAGUAGUAAAAGACCAAGAAUUGAACAGAUACCAGCAGCUAACCUUGAUGCAGAUGACCCUGUUGAUGAUGAUGAAGAUGAAGAGGAUUCUGAUGAUGAAGAUGACACAGCUGAAUUAUUAGCAGAGCUACAAAGAAUAAAGAAAGAGAGAAUAGAAGAAAAAGCAAAAAUGGCAACUGAAAGAAAAGCAGAAGAAGAAAGGAUUCGAACUGAAAAUAUUCUCAUGGGUAACCCAUUAAUGCAGCCAGAAAAGCAAUCAGCCACAGACUUUAAGGUUAAAAGGAGAUGGGAUGAUGAUGUUGUUUUCAAGAACUGUGCCAAAGGUGAUGAAACAAGAACUUCAAGGGGUUUUAUAAACGACACAUUACGUUCAGAAUUUCAUAAAAAGUUUAUGGAGAAAUAUGUAAAAUAGCACUUUAAGUUUUGCUUUUGAUUACAGUCAAUAAAAUGUAUUAUGAAAUAUAUUCAUUUUUGUAUAUUAUUAUAUGGGAUUAUAUAGGAUUCAGACAAAAAAAGGCAGACAAACCAUAAGGCUGACAUUAGAAAGGCAGACUGGACAUAAGGCAGACAAGUUUUAUAAAACAACAAUCUAAAAUAAUAGACAUGCUUAGUAGUUAUUAAAAACAAUCAGUAGUGACCAAACUUCGCAAUAUUUAAGUGUUGACCUUUUGUGUUUAGGACACUCCUGUAAUCUCCAGUUUCUUGGACCAGAUUGUUCACAUUAUAAGGAUAGCAACUAACACUGUCUCUUCCCUUGGAUGUUCGACCUCUGUCUUUGUUCUUUGAUGGUACUCUAGAGGGGAGAUCUGUAGUGACCCAUAUUUUGUGAUAUUAGGAGUUUUAUGUUUGUCGCCCUUAUAGUCUGUUGGCAUUUUGCCCAGUGAGCCUUUUUACUUUCUCGUAUAUACGAAGUAUAAAGUCUUGUAAUCUUGCAAAAAAAAAAAAAUAGAGAUUUUUGCAAAUCUUGACAUUUUAGGGCUCCCCGAGUCGGAAAAACGUAGUUUUGCAAUCUUGCCCAUAUGUGUGUCUGUGUGUAAACACGAUAACUUAAGUACCGUUACAGCUAGUUUGAUGAAAUUUCAUAUAUAAGUAUUAUAUCAAAAUCGUAGAUCCGUAUCAAUUUUUUAAGCGAUUUCCGAUAACCGGAAGUUGAACUUUUCCUAUUUUGAAUUUUUCAAAAGCCUAUAACUUGAGUACUAUUUCAGAUAGAUAAAUGAAAUUUCACAAGUAAGUAAAAGUUCUAAUUCUCUGCCUUCUACCAAAUUUUGAGUAAUUUCCGUUGACCGGAAGUAGUAAUUUAUGCUAUUUCCGAUUUCUCAAAAAAAAACGCAUUUUAUUUGGCUUUCACUUGGUGUGCAAUUCUUUUUCAUACGAGAUUCUAUUCUAUUAUAAAAAGUUUAAGUAAUUAAAAAUGGAUUAAAAAUAUUGUCUGUCUCGAGUUGCCAUCCCCCGUAGUGUUAUAUUAGAAUAUUCGAGAAAGUUUAGGGGAGAUCACUCCUGGUUUAUUUAUGUCUGCCUUUUGUCCUACACCCGAUAAUAUUUAGCUUCUUUGAUCACAUUAUUAGUUAUAAACUUCUUGUGUAACAUAAAGUAUCCAUUUUCUAAAACAAUAAGUAUAAAUUAUGUGGGAAGGGAGGCUUCUUAGAUUAGUUUCAAUGAGAUUAGGUUUUUUUUUAAAUAUAAUUUACUUUUUUUAUUAUUUGUUAACUUUUACUUACAAUUUAUAAAUGAUUGUUCAUUCACAUGAAGUAAGUUCAAUUUUUAUUUAGUUAUUAUUAACCUCAUUGAAUUGCACUAGGACAAAUUUUUUUAAAGUAUUUGGUUUGUGCAAAAAAAGCAUAUCAUGUGUACAAACAAUAGUUUUACAGAAAAUGAACAAUAACUAGUUUCCGAUAAAAACCUUUUUUUUUAAUUCUUGAAUAUUAAGAGAAUUCAUAUGACUCCCUUCUUGAUCCUAUCUGUGAAAUAUUGCAAUCAAUUUUUGCCCAGUUCUACCAAAACAGUUAUUUCAUUUCUUUUGAAAUGUAUACAUGAUGUAUACAUGAUGACGAUUUGUGAAUCUAUAAAUAUUAAGGGUUAAUUUUGAUAUCAGUUGGUACAAAUUAUUUAUUUGAAGAUUUUUAGUCUUAUGAAGAUAUAUAGAUCAAACUAAUGAUCAGUUAGUUCUUGUUCAUUCACUUAUUCAUUAUUAAAACAACAAACAGGUUUAAAAUAAAAACAAAAUGAAUAAACUGUUUUUUAAAAAAAAAUUUUAAUAUUAUGCACCAAAAAAGUUGAAUAUAAAAAAUCUACAAAAUUUCUUCUAAUACACAAUGAAUUGUAUUGCUGAAAUAAAGGCAGUCACUAAUGGCAUUAAGAUUCAAGUUUUCAGGCUAUCCACUCUGAGCUAUAUAGGCCUACAUCUAUAUGGGUAAUUUCAGGUGGAAAAUGUGCUUAAAUUAAACAUUUAUAGUUCAUUAAUAAACAUGUAAACACAGUACUAAAUCAGUCAUGAUUGUUCACUUAUUUGCUUAAUUUUUAUCCAACUAUAUUCAUGUAACAUUCACCACCACAGAGUUCUUUAAAACAGCGCCACCCAUUCUACCUAUUAGUUCUUAACUAUGAACAAUUACAAUAUAAAAAAAUCUUAAUGAUAGUUACUUUAUAAUUUUGACUUGUAAAUUGAAAUGAAUAGUA
Physella acuta is the source of this 3086-nucleotide messenger RNA. Its product is annotated as protein CWC15 homolog. The record is from RefSeq and is a predicted model, not a curated record. Gene Ontology annotation, biological process: mRNA cis splicing, via spliceosome. Gene Ontology annotation, molecular function: RNA binding. Lineage: Eukaryota; Metazoa; Mollusca; Gastropoda; Physidae. Gene Ontology annotation, cellular component: catalytic step 2 spliceosome.